This is a messenger RNA of Maniola jurtina (meadow brown), 1903 nucleotides long. RefSeq names its product gastrula zinc finger protein XlCGF57.1-like. The record is from RefSeq and is a predicted model, not a curated record. The coding region runs from base 145 to 1737 and encodes 530 amino acids. NCBI's taxonomy places the organism in Eukaryota, Metazoa, Arthropoda, Insecta, Lepidoptera, Nymphalidae. Gene Ontology annotation, cellular component: nucleus. The transcript has 4 exons. Gene Ontology annotation, biological process: regulation of transcription by RNA polymerase II. Gene Ontology annotation, molecular function: DNA-binding transcription activator activity, RNA polymerase II-specific; RNA polymerase II cis-regulatory region sequence-specific DNA binding.
UACAAACGUGACAUUGGCUAAUUUUUGUAAAGCCAGACGAGAGUAAAAAAAAAAAAAAUUGGAAAAUGUAGAAGAAUAUUUUGAUGCAGGUAACAGUCAACAGAAGAAGCACAAAGUGCAAUAAUUUGAACUUAUCACUCCAAGAUGGACAAGUCUACAUAUGAUAUCGACUGCCUCACAGAACCCAAGGAGGAAAUGAUAGACGACCUGGUGAUAACCGACCACUGUGAGGAUAACAUGGACAUCAUACCUAAGAUUGAGGAACUAACCCACGAGUCUACAUGUGAUGCCUACUUCCUCAUAGGAUACAAGGAGGAAGUGCUGGAAGACAAAGUGAUAACCAACGUCUGUGAGGAUGACACGGACGUUAUACCCAAGGAAGAGCUAACCAACACUAGUUUACACCUUGAUGAUGAUCUGAGUGUUCACAAAGUGGACAUGGUCAUGCCCAUCAAGACAGAACUAAUUUUAAGUAAAAACAUCACUCAAAUACGCAGACAAUACGAGUCAUCUGAACAUACAAGUUCACCAGACAAGGAUGUGUGUGUGGAACACUCAGUGGUAGGGAUUAAACAAGAGCGGUACAACGACGCGGGUGUGAACACAGACUGCACAUCACACGAAGCUCCUCCCCCGAAGAAAUGUUCACAGAGCCAACGCCGUAAAUCCGCUAAGAAAGAGUUACUUUCAUUUUGCAAUAUUUGCGAGAUACAAUUUAAAAACAAAAGAACUUUAGAUUGCCACAUGAGGACUCACAUUAGUAAGACAAUGUAUUCCUGUGACAUUUGUAAAAAUAAAUACACACAAAAAUGCCAUUUAAUAAGGCACAUGAUAGCUCACACCGAUGAAAAACCGUUUUCUUGUGAAAUUUGUCGGAAGAACUUUUCACGAAAAGAUUGUCUCGUUACACAUAUGGGAACUCAUAAGGGCGAUCAUCGGUAUUCUUGUGAAAUUUGUCAGAAGAACUUUUCACAAAAACAUUACUUAUCUGUACACAUGAGAACACAUAGGGGUGAUCAACCAUACUCCUGUGAAAUUUGUCAGAAUAAAUUUACACAAAUAGGUACCUUAAAUAGACACAUGAGAACUCAUAUGGGCAAAAAACCAUUUUCCUGUGACAUUUGUCAGAAGAACUAUACACAAAAAAGUUGUUUAGCUAGACACAUGAGAACUCAUGUGGGUGGUAAAUCUCUUUCUUGUGACUUUUGCCAGACGAACUUCACAAAAAAAAGUUGUUUAGCCAGACACAUGAGAACUCAUAUGGGCGAGAAAUCAUUUUCUUGUGAAAUUUGUCAGAAGAAUUAUACACAUAAAAGUUGUUUGACUAGACACAUGAGAACUCAUGAGGGCGUUAAAUCUCUCUCAUGUGACUUUUGUCAGACGAAAUUUACACAAAAAAGUUGUUUAGCUGGACACAUGAGAACUCAUAUGGGCGAGAAACCAUUUUCUUGUGAAAUUUGUCAGAAAAAUUAUACACAUAAAAGUUGUUUGAAUAGACACAUGAAAACUCAUGAGGGCGUUAAAUCUCUCUCAUGUGACUUUUGUCAGACGAAAUUUUCACAAAAAAGUUGUUUAGCUAGACACAUGAGAAGUAAUUCGGGCGUCAAAUCUUUUCCUUGUGACGUUUGUCAGAAGAACUAUCCACAAAAAAGUUGUUUAACCAGACACAUGAGAACUCAUGUGGGUGUUAGGUAUUUUUCACGUGACAUGGCAAUGUCAGAAAACAAAGAAAAGUAAUUUAACAACACAGCAAAGUUACAUCGGAUUUGGAAUGAACCCGGGUUCUAUCAAAUCAAAUCAAUUUAUGGCUUGUUCACACAGGCUGCGUAAGCGUAGACGUAGCGCGUACCAUUGCGUUGUAAUGUAUGGAACUGUAUGAACCAUGGCACACCGCUUGCGUAAA